UUAUGAACAGUGAAUAGUGUAAUGUAAAACAUUGUACAAAUUUAGAAUUAUGACACAUAAGCAAAUUUACUGCUACAGUUUUGUUAUUUUACGCAGUUAAUGUAAAAAUGUUAUAUGUUUUUUUACCCUAAACCCAGAUGAAUUAAUUGUUGCAGUGUGGAAUCUCUAUAUAAUAAAAUUUGAAGAGAAUACAGGUAUUAUAGUAAUUUCAAAAGUUUGGGCACCCCUGUUCAAUUGGCAUGCAUUGUUGAUGUUCUAGUCUAAAUAUGUGAACAAAUACACAUAAAAAAAAAAGUUUAACAAAUUUGCAGAGAAUGUCAAAAUCUUACGCUCUUUUCUGUAUUGUUAGACACAUUUGGACAGGGGUGUCUAAAAUUUUGUAUUUCAGUGACUGUAUGUGGUCUUGGUAUACGCCCCUUUGCGUCCCACAAGCCGUGUGAACCAAAUAAAUCCCAGCCCACGGCCACAAUGGACAAGAGUGUGUGUGGAGUUCCUGCGUUUUUCCCACCUCUGCAGGCCGGUCAGCAGCUCAGCCCCAUUUCCACCCACAGGCCAGAGCGAAAGGGGGGGGCGGCCAGUCAGGCUCAUUACUGCACAUUUCUCCUCACUCCUCAUUACUGAUCACCUGGAACAGUGCGGCUGCACUGUGCACCUUCACUCGACUUUUUUCCCCAGCCAGAGGAUCCUCUGCCACCUACUGAAACCAUGCUGGAGCUGUUCUUGAUGAUGCUGUGUGGACUGUCCAGCCGAGUACUGGCCAAAGAUGCAGAAGCUAAAGGAAGGUUCAGCUCUCCAGUUUUGGAUGUGAGUGACCGACAGCUUGUGCUGGAGAAGGACCAAACACUCCAGCUGAACUGCAGAGGUCGAUGGGAGCUGAAGUGGGAUAUCCCCUCUGACGUGCCAAAAGGCUAUUCAGGUACCCAUGUGGAGAUAUCCCGCUGUGGCAAGCAGGCAGUCCACUACUGUAGUCGCCUGACUAUCAGCCCUGUUUUAGGCCAGCAUACAGGCUCCUACCGCUGCCGCUACGUCCACAAGCAACACAAGUUUUCCUCUGUCUACGUCUACAUCACAGAUAGCCAGCGGCCAUUUGUGAAGGUGCAGACAGAGAUCCCAGACGUGGUCUACAUAAAGGAAGGACAAAACUUAGUGUUUCCCUGCAGAGUCACAAACCCACACACCAAAGUGUCUUUAAUCAAAUUUCCCAGUCUCAAACUGGAGACAGACCAGAGGAACAUCGUUUGGAACAGUAGACAGGGCUUUAUCAUUCGCAGCCCCACAUACUUCUACAUUGGUCUUUUCCACUGUGAAACCGUUAUCAAUGGGACUACAUACACCAACAAGUUCUUGACCCACAGACCAGUGAAUAAGAUCCAGGAUGUGUAUUUGAACAACACUGGCUCAGUUCAGGCUCUCCGGGGAGAGAUGCUGGCCUUGAACUGCACUGUUACUGCUGAGUGGAACUCCAGAGUGUCCAUCAGCUGGACGUACCCUAGGCAGGCCAAUAGUACAGCCUUAAUCAGUAGACGUAUUACCCGGAGCAGAACCAACAUGGUCUUCUAUAGUGUUAUCACAAUUCCUAAACUGCGCAAAGAUGACAGAGGAGUCUAUAUAUGCCAUGUGGCUAGUGGUCCAGCAAAGCGGCAAGCAAACACCUCAGUCAUUGUUUAUGACCAGCCUUUCAUCAGGCUAAAGCACAGAGAGAGUCCGGUGGUACAGGCUUAUGCAGGACAGAAAUCCUUCCGCCUGUCCCCCAAAUUACGAGCAUUCCCUGAACCUGAAAUCAUUUGGCUGAAGGACGGGAGGGUGGCAGCUGAGCAGUGUUCACGUUACCACACAGAUGGCUAUACUCUAGUGAUUCGAGAUGUUGCAGAGGAGGAUGCAGGGGUCUACACCAUACUCACUGGCAUCCAGAAGUUUGGACUUUACAGGAACCUCACACUUACUCUUGUGGUGCAUGUUAAGCCUUGGAUUGGGGAGAAAGCUGUGGCGGUGCAGGACCCAGGAACUGUCCCACGAAGCAGCAGGCAAGCCCUUCGCUGCACAUCCUAUGGCAUCCCAGCACCUCACAUGAGAUGGCUUUGGCAACCCUGCCCUCCUAAAGGCCUAUGCAUUCCGGUUUCUUCCUCCUGGUUGGCGUUAGGCGAGCAGACAGCGGUCACGUCCACCCACAACCCUAUCCUGAGCAUCAGUCACAGACAGGAAGUCCUGCAAGGGAAGAAUAAGACUGUAAGUGUUUUAACAGUAGCCAAGGCUCUAGUAUCUGGCAUCUAUCGCUGUGUUUCUUCAAACUCCGUGGGCAGGGAUGAACUGGACAUCCGUUUCUAUGUUACAGAUAUCCCUGGAGGCUUCAGCGUCUCAUUGGACAAUGAACCAAGAGAGAGGGCUGAUGUUCACCUGUCCUGUGUGGCCAAUAAGCACCUGUACUCAAAUGUGUCGUGGUACAGAGUGACCAAUAUAUCCGCAGUGCCGAUGGGUGGAGAGCUGACACAGGAAGAGUUUUCUCUCACUUUACGCCUGAUGUUGAGAAAUCUGACAGCACGGAACUCAGGGUUGUAUCGCUGCUUCGCCACACACCUGUUUACAGGAGAACACGCAUACAUGGAGACGCUGGUGAAAGUUACAGUAUUGGAGGCUCCAGUGCUGCUGCAGAACCUCAGUGACUGCAGUGUAAAUGUGAGCAGCUCUGUCACUCUACACUGCUUGAUCCAUGGUGUUCCACGGCCACUUGUCACAUGGUACAAGGACCAAAGGAGACUCCAGCAGGUGUCUGGUAUCAUGCUGGCCCCUGAAGAGGGUACACUUCACAUUGACAGAAUCACUGUUGAGGAUCAAGGUCUGUAUACUUGUGAAGCGACUAAUGAAAAAGGAUCUGUGGAGAGCUCAGCUUACAUUUCAGUUGACAACUCUGCAGACUCUUCAUUUUCUCUAGAGAUCCCCACGCUGGCCUGCACUUGUAUAGUGGCCACACUCUUCUGGCUGCUUUUAACCCUUCUUAUCCGAAAACUUAAACAGCCAAACUCUGCGAACAGUAAAACCGAGUACCUGCCGAUAAUCCUACACCCUGGGGAAGGGCCUCUGGAUGAACAUUGUGACAGGCUACAGUAUGACCCUGAAAAGUGGGAGUUUCCGCGGGAGCGACUUCAGCUAGAGAAGCCAUUGGGACGAGGAGCAUUCGGAAAGGUCAUGCAGGCUUCAGCUUUUGGCAUAACAAACUCAACCAACUGUACCACUGUGGCAGUCAAAAUGCUAAAAGAGGGCGCCACACCAAGUGAACACAAGGCCCUAAUGACCGAGUUGAAGAUUCUCAACCAUAUUGGACAUCACCUGAACGUGGUCAACCUGCUUGGAGCCUGCACUAGACCUGGAGGACCUCUGAUGGUCAUCGUGGAGUACUGCAAGUAUGGCAACCUGUCCGCAUACCUGAAGAGCAAGCGAGAUGUUUUUGUGUUGAACAGGGUGAGUGCAGGUGAGGGACGUGGAAAGGAAGAGGAGGACAAAAACACUGUGGAAACUGUGUGCAGUAGCCAAUGUAACCCCAACUGUAAGGAGAAAGGCAAAGUCUGUGGGGAGGAUAGUGACGUUUGCUCCACCUCUAACACCCCACUGCUGCUAGAAGAUCUGAUUUCCUACAGCUUCCAGGUGGCCAGAGGCAUGGAGUUCCUCUCCUCACGCAAGUGUAUACACAGAGACCUUGCUGCCCGAAACAUCUUGUUGUCUGAAAACAAUGUAGUAAAAAUCUGUGACUUUGGCCUGGCUCGAGAUCUGUACAGAGACCCGGACUACGUCCGCAAAGGAGAUGCUCGUUUGCCGCUGAAAUGGAUGUCCCCAGAAUCAAUCUUCGACAAGGUUUUCACCACUCAGAGUGACGUCUGGUCCUUUGGAGUUUUGCUUUGGGAGAUCUUCUCACUUGGAGCAUCGCCAUAUCCAGGGCUCAACAUGGAUGAGGAUUUUUGCCACAGGCUGAAACAAGGAACUCGAAUGCGUGCCCCAGAGUACAGCACUCCUGAAAUUUAUAACACCAUGCUGGUCUGCUGGGAGAAGAACCCUGAUGACAGACCCACCUUCACUGCCCUGGUCAGCACGUUGGGAGACCUGCUGCAGGUCCGUGUCCAGCAGGAUGGGAAAGAUUACAUUCCACUAAAAACGUUUCUGUCUGGAGAAAGCGGUCUGGAGCAGCCUGACUACAGAGACACACACCAGGGAAGCCCAAGCUACAUCAAUACCAGAAUUGAAACCAUCACUACCUUUGAAGAGGAUCUCAAUAGAGACGUCCCAGAAGAUUCUCAGUCUGAUAGCGGUAUGGUUCUACCCUCUGAAGAGUUCAUUCGGCUGAAAUGGAGCGAAAAGUUCAAAACAAAGAAGAUAACCAAAUUCUUCUCCAAGGGUCAUUGCCAGGACAAGAUACUGCCCGCUCCAGCGAUUACCUGUUUGAGCACCAGUCCGUGUGGCCGAGCAGAGAAUGAAGCUAAUGCUGUUCCCUCUGACUCAGAUUCUGAUGGUUGUGGCUCUCCUCCUCCUGACUAUGACGCAGCGCUCCUCUACCCCUCUCUGUAGCACACUCAGUCCUACAGCCAGGGUGAGAUACACUCAAAUAGUUUAUAUCCAGUGCUCUGACAGCACUGAGUUCAGACAGGGUUCACUGGUGGCUUUAGUUGCUGGAACUGGAGACGAACACGUCCAAAGCACGACUGUUGUGAAAGCCAGAGGUCAUUUAGUUAAAGCCAAUGGUUAAAUGCUGCUUGUUUUCAUGCAACAAAAACAUUGUAUAAUGCUCUCCAACUAUGUUGGCUGUAGCUUUACAACUCAGAUAAGGAGCUGUUUUUGCCACAAAUCCCUUGAAGCUUCCAGAAUACUAUCAUUUAAAUAUUUUAAAAGUUAAAACCUCUGUUUGAUUAUUUAUUUUAGAAUGUUGUCUUUUCCUACUUUCCUCUUCAUGAGUGAGCAACUCGGGAGACCAGACAAAUUAUAUAACGGAUAGUGUUCCAAUUAAAGCAAUGUAUUUAAUAAUGUGGACUUGCACUGCCGGUGUAUAGUAUGUAGUUGUAUAUAGCAUGUAGCAGUUGGAGUUGAGCUUCUGAAUCUCAGGAUUGGUUGGUGACCCCAGGGGAUGGAUGUAGCUGUCCAUAGAUUGUGGUGCUGAAAGGAUCCACACGGCAGAUCCAGGUUUGGUGGCUAGUGCACCUGUCCACCUCUCACAUUAUCAGGAAUCAUUAGGAACUUACAGAAAAGAUGCUCUUCCUUUUGGCCACCCUCAAUUAUGUAAACUUGAUCCCAAAUGUAAAUGUAAAUGUUUUUCUGAUGAAUUAACGCAGUACUAGGGGGACCCCAAAAGCAAAGUCUUACAAAGAAAAUGUAAAGAAGCUUUCAUUAAUAUACAAGACACCAUUUAGUUAAUUUAGUCUUUUUCUACAAGGUCAGCAAAGCAAAUUUAGUUUAUAUGCUUAAUCAUUAAACUUCUAACAUUACACAGGGCCUUGUCAUUACAAUAUUUCACCCAAAAUCUUUUUUAAAAAAUAUUUUGAAACUAUGCUGAGGCAACAGGCUUUUGUCACUUUGUAAUCACGUUUAUUCACUGAGCAGCUAUAACUAUACAUUUUUUUUCUCACAUUUUUUCAACUACAACCUCAGGCUUUUGUAGGUUGGGUGUAUGACAUUAAACUGUAGAGCAUCACAGCGGUCCCAAAUCUGUGUUGCAAAAGUAUAUGCUGGAAGUCUGUAACAGACUAUUUAUUUACACAUACUACCUGCAAUACUACAUCUAAAGCUAUGCUGAUUUGAUGGGUUUGGCUCAGUUAAAGAUGUAAACAUAGCUUUGUUUUAAAAUAAAAAACACUAUAGACAUUUAUCUUAUGGCACUUGAGACAUUUAUCGGAUGUAAUGAAGUAUCUAGGAGAAACAGAAUUAAAAAUAAAAACUAGUGUAUGGAUGUAGUAUAAAACUAUUCUUGCUAUAUUAUGCAUUAUGGUCUGUGGCUGGGUAACAGAUUAUUAAGAUUCUGUAUUCAGUAUUUCUGUACCAAUACAAUAAAAUUGUCUUUGUAACAAGAUGAAAUAUAUGAACACUAAACUGCACAAAUACAUUAAAAGACAGUAUAAAGUUUCGUAUUCUUUAUUAAAAUACUGUUGUACACACAAAUAUUGCAAAAUGUGAGACAAUGAACACAAGAAGGGCAUAAAAAGUACUAAGAUUGUGAGUGACUGUGUGUGUUUGUCUGAGGGUCAGCACAAUUGUUUACUGGAGUGCAAUUCCUGGGGUAGAGGGGUCAUCAUGAUAUGAGUAUCAGCUAUGUGUUGGCUGGGUGUGUGUGUGUGUGUGUGUUUUCUGGGAAAGGAAAGGCUUGGCACUGGAUUUACCAAGUUGUUUACUGACUCUUUCUGCUAAAAAUAGGAAGGCAAAAAAAAACAUAAAAAGAAACAAGGAUACACAAUUGUGACACAGCAUCUUCACUUCAGCUCUGUAUAACGUGCUCCACCCUGACCACCUCUCUGUCCAGUGUGGAUCAGCCAAACCUGCUGCUCAAGUCCCACCCACUUCCACUGCAGCUUCCACUCACUGAUUGGAAAGGGUCACCAAUGACAGGUCAAACACAUUCAAUCAUUGGCUUAUUCGGGAAUCGUCCUGAGAGAAUUCCAAACUGCUCCGAGUGCACAAAAAAAAAAAAAAAAGUUUCAGAGGUCGAGCUGUGGCUGCCCAGGGUUAUUCCAGCACAUUGACAUCACAAAAAUCUGUAGGUUAAAAAAAAAAAAAAAAAAACUAAAA
This is a messenger RNA of Astyanax mexicanus (Mexican tetra), 6759 nucleotides long. RefSeq names its product fms related receptor tyrosine kinase 1 (gene flt1). Bases 706 to 4554 code for a protein of 1282 amino acids. Gene Ontology annotation, biological process: vascular endothelial growth factor receptor signaling pathway; multicellular organism development; positive regulation of kinase activity. The record is from RefSeq and is a predicted model, not a curated record. The transcript is spliced from 30 exons. Gene Ontology annotation, cellular component: plasma membrane; signaling receptor complex. Gene Ontology annotation, molecular function: vascular endothelial growth factor receptor activity; ATP binding. Lineage: Eukaryota; Metazoa; Chordata; Actinopteri; Characiformes; Acestrorhamphidae.